Messenger RNA from Oppia nitens, 1732 nucleotides. RefSeq lists its product as uncharacterized. Lineage: Eukaryota; Metazoa; Arthropoda; Arachnida; Sarcoptiformes; Oppiidae. Bases 164 to 1732 code for a protein of 522 amino acids. The transcript has 3 exons. The record is from RefSeq and is a predicted model, not a curated record.
UGAUACUUUAAAUUAUAUUAUUAAUACAGAUUUAUGUAAACUUAUUGAGUGGCCACUGUUUGACGCCGAGACGCGGCCACUGUUUCGCAAUCAUAGCGGACGACGUGUUAAAUGUCGAUCAUCUGAUGUGCAGUUAUUUCAAGUUAAACGGAUCCACAAAACGAUGGUCAGCAUUGACUACUUGGCUACCGAAAAACCAAAGCCAGAGUGCUAUAUAUUUGAAUUGAAACGCAAGAGAGGAAUGGACUCAAAAGUAUUUUAUGGAUCAAAGAUAGGUCCCAUUAAUAACUACUUCAAUGUGACCACCGAUACUGAUGCCGUCCGUGUUGAGUGUUAUCGGAAGACAACUAAAAAAUUGUCGAAAAAAGCUCAGACAGAGAUAGCCGUCAAAUACAAAGUGUUUGACCAAAUUGUACCAUUGAUUCCGGCCCGCAGUCUAAACACAAAAAACUCGGGAACAGUACGUCAAGACAUACCUAAUGUACUUAUGUUGGGCAUAGACUCGAUCUCUUGGCUCAACUUUAAACGACAUUUUAGUCUCACGAAAACGUUGGCCGAACGCUACGGGUUUUAUCCAAUAUAUGGCUAUAAUAAGAUCGGUGACAAUACUUUCCCAAAUUUGAUGGCUAUAUUAACCGGUAAUUUCUAUGAUCACUAUUGGAAUGAAUCCAUGAGAGACACCAAAUAUUUUGAUGACUUGCCAUUCAUAUGGAAAGAGUUUGCCAAACAAAAUCUGAUGACCGCUUUCAUUGAGGACUUACCGCGAUAUUCACUGUUUAACUUUAACCGCAAAGGUUUUAUUGACGCGCCUACCGAUUACUAUCUGAGACCGAUCUCAUUGGCUAUUAAUCAACAGCUUAAGAGAUACUGCUAUAAAAAUCAGAUGGAGAUUGAGUUUUACUAUAAUUAUACCUACGAUUUGAUCAAUGCUUUGACACAACGGCAACAAAAUUAUUUUGCUUUUAUAUUUAUGGCACAUCUGACUCAUAAUAACGCUAAUUAUGCCGGUUAUGCUGAUCUACCACUAUAUGCAUUACUACAUAAGCUAUUUGAUCAAAACCUAAUGGAAAACACAAUUUUGUUUUUGUUUUCCGAUCACGGCAUCAGAUUUGGCAAAAUAAGAUCAACGGCAUCGGGAAUGCUAGAGGAAAGGUUACCGUUUCUCUACGUUUACAUACCUGAGCACUACAAGACCACUAGUAUUGAUCACAAUCUGGUGGUCAACUCACAUCGACUCACUUCACCGUUUGAUAUUUAUGCCACACUAAUGCAUAUCACCAGAGGCAAACCUAUACCCAAUCUAAGUCACGGUCGUUCAUUAUUUGAUGAGAUCCCAAUGAAUAGGAGCUGUCAAAGUGAACAAAUAUCGGAACACUGGUGUACAUGUACUCAACGUAACCAACUGUCCACUUAUGGCAACAUUACAUAUAUCGGAAAUUUUAUUGUUAGCGAAGUAAACCGACUUUUGAAACCAGUGGCCAAACGGUGUCAUAAAUUGUGGUUAAAUAAGAUUCAUUUGGCCUACGAGUCGCCAAUAGCUGAUAAAAAGCCAUAUGAGAGGCAGUACUUGCUAAGAGUCAGUGUUGAGCCCAGUUAUGCUAUAUUUGAAGCCACUGUACGCAAAAUGUUUGGCAAAUUGCGAGUAAUGGGUGAUAUAUCCCGCAUCAAUAAGUAUGGCACACAAUCCCAGUGUAUAGAUAACUCGUAUCUACAAAAAUAUUGUUUUUGUUAG